Messenger RNA from Neomonachus schauinslandi (Hawaiian monk seal), 852 nucleotides. It is a transcript of the gene SH3GL3, whose product is annotated as SH3 domain containing GRB2 like 3, endophilin A3. Gene Ontology annotation, cellular component: glutamatergic synapse; presynapse; cytoplasm. Gene Ontology annotation, molecular function: protein binding. Lineage: Eukaryota; Metazoa; Chordata; Mammalia; Carnivora; Phocidae. The record is from RefSeq and is a predicted model, not a curated record. The coding region runs from base 16 to 852 and encodes 278 amino acids. The transcript has 6 exons. Gene Ontology annotation, biological process: synaptic vesicle uncoating.
AGAGCUAAGCUAGGAAUGCUGAACACUGUGUCGAAGAUUCGAGGACAGGUGAAAACCACCGGCUACCCGCAGACGGAAGGCUUGCUGGGCGACUGUAUGCUGAAGUUCGGGAAGGAGCUGGGCGAGGGCUCCGCAUUCGGCAAUGCAUUGAUAGAAGUUGGGGAAUCCAUGAAGCUAAUGGCUGAGGUGAAAGACUCUCUUGAUAUUAACGUAAAGCAAACUUUUAUUGACCCACUUCAGUUACUCCAAGACAAAGAUCUAAAAGAGAUUGGGCACCACCUGAAAAAGCUGGAAGGCCGCCGCCUGGAUUAUGAUUAUAAAAAGAAGCGAGUAGGUAAGAUACCAGAUGAAGAAGUCAGACAAGCGGUAGAAAAAUUUGAAGAGUCAAAGGAGUUGGCUGAAAGAAGCAUGUUUAAUUUUUUAGAAAAUGAUGUAGAACAAGUCAGCCAGUUGGCCGUGUUUAUAGAGGCAGCUUUAGACUAUCACAAACAGUCCACGGAGAUCCUGCAGGAGUUACAGAGCAAUCUGCAGAUGCGAAUAUCAGCUGCAUCCAGUGUCCCCAGACGAGAGUAUAAGCCACGGCCCAUCAAAAGGAGUCCUAGUGAGCUCAAUGGGGUGUCCACCACCUCGUCAGGAAAGACAACAGGUUCUAACGUUCCCAUGGACCAGCCCUGCUGUCGUGGUCUCUAUGAUUUUGAGCCAGAAAACCAAGGAGAACUAGGAUUUAAAGAAGGGGACAUCAUUACAUUAACCAAUCAAAUAGAUGAAAACUGGUAUGAAGGGUUGCUACACGGGGAAUCUGGAUUCUUCCCCAUUAAUUAUGUUGAAGUGAUCGUGCCUUUACCUCAGUAA